ACCGGCCCGGCGGGGAACACCUCCAUGCGCGGCCUCCGGACGCCCGCAGCUCGGGCCCCGGCGCUGGGCUGCAGCGAUGUCCUCGGCGGCUGUGGAGAGCUUCGUGACCAAGCAGUUGGAUCUACUGGAGCUCGAGAGGGACGCGGAGGUCGAGGAGCGCAGGUCCUGGCAGGAAACUGUCUCUCUGAAAGAGCUCCAGAGCCGGGGCGUCUGUUUGCUGAAGCUGCAGGUGUCCAGCCAGCGGACCGGGCUGUACGGACGGCUCCUGGUCACCUUUGAGCCCCGGAGAUGCGUGUCUGCAGGAGCGCUUCCCAGUAACAGCUUUGCUUCCGGUGACAUAGUGGGUCUGUAUGACGAAGGCGGUCAGCUGGCCACUGGGGUCCUGACUCGGGUCACCCAGAAGUCGGUCACAGUGGCCUUCGAUGAGUCCCAUGAUUUCCAGCUGAGCUUGGACCAAGAGAAAUCCUACCGACUGUUGAAACUUGCCAAUGACGUCACUUACAAGCGCCUGAAAAGGGCACUGAUCACCCUGAAGAAGUACCACUCCGGCCCCGCGUCCUCACUCAUCGAGGUCCUCUUCGGUGGCCGCGCCCCCAGUCCUGCCAGCGAGAUACCGCCGCCCGUCCUCAUUAACGCCUCCCUGGACGCCUCCCAGAAGGAAGCGGUUUCGUUCGCGCUGUCCCAGAAGGAGCUCGCCAUCAUCCACGGGCCGCCCGGCACCGGGAAGACCACCACCGUGGUGGAGAUCAUCGUCCAGGCCGUGAAACAGGGCUGCAAGGUGCUGUGCUGCGCGCCGUCCAACACUGCCGUGGACAACCUGCUGGAGCGCCUGGCCCGCUGCGGGCUGCGGGUGCUGCGCCUCGGCCAUCCCGCCCGCCUCCUGGGCUCUGUCCAGCAGCACUGCCUCGACGAGGUCCUCGCACGGGGCGACAGCGCCCCGAUCAUCGCGGACAUCAGGAGGGACAUCUAUCAGGCCCUCGUGAAAAACAAAAAGACCCAGGAUAAGAGAGAGAGAAGUGACCUUCGAAAUGAAGUCAAGCUGUUGAGGAAAGAGCUGAGGGAGAGGGAGGAGGCAGCCAUGCUGCAGAGCCUCACGGCGGCCGACGCGGUCCUGGCAACAAACACGGGCGCCUCCGACGACGGCCCCCUGAAGCUGCUGCCUGACAGCUACUUCGACAUGGUGGUCAUCGACGAGUGUUCCCAGGCCCUGGAAGCCAGCUGCUGGAUCCCCCUGCUGAAGGCCAGAAAGUGCAUCCUGGCCGGGGACCACAAGCAGCUGCCCCCCACCACGGUCUCUCACAAGGCUGCGCUGGCGGGACUGUCGCUCAGCCUGAUGGAGCGCCUGGCCGAGGCGUACGGCGCGGGCACGGUGCGGACGCUGACGGUGCAGUAUCGCAUGCACCAGGCCAUCAUGCAGUGGGCCUCGGAGGCCCUGUACCACGGGCAGCUCACGGCGCACCCCUCUGUGGCAGGGCACCUCCUGCGGGACCUCCCGGGAGUGGCCGCCACGGAGGAGACGGGCAUCCCCCUGCUGCUCGUGGACACGGCCGGCUGCGGGCUGUUGGAACAGGAGGGGGACGGUGACCAGUCCAAAGGGAACCCUGGUGAAGUGCGCCUCGUCGGUCUGCACGUCCAGGCCCUGGUGGACGCCGGUGUCCGGGCGAGUGACAUUGCUGUCAUCUCGCCGUACAACCUCCAGGUGGACCUGCUGAGACAGAGCCUCUCUCACAAGCACCCCGAGCUGGAAAUCAAGUCAGUCGAUGGCUUCCAGGGACGUGAGAAGGAGGCCGUGGUGCUGUCCUUCGUCAGAUCCAACAGGAAAGGUGAAGUCGGCUUCCUUGCCGAGGACCGGAGGAUCAACGUGGCCGUCACGCGCGCUCGGCGUCACGUGGCUCUGGUCUGCGAUUCUCGCACCGUCAGCAACCACGCCUUCCUGCAGACCCUGGUGGCCUACUUCACAGAGCACGCGGAAGUGCGCUCGGCCUUCGAGUACCUUGACGGCAUCGUCCCCGAGAACUAUUCCCAUGGGGGUUCCCAGGGUCCGGGCUCUUCCGCGCCUGCCAGGAAGCCUGGAGGCGGGCCGCAGGAGGGAGCCGGGGCGGCCAGAGCCGCUGCCAGGCUGGCCCGGAGGACGGCGCACGGGAAGCCCUUGGGCUCUGAGGCCCGUUUGCAGCCCAGCCUUGGUGGGGGCAGCGCAGACGGGGCACAGGACAGAGACGGUGUAGACCACCUCCGGGCAGUGAUUGCAGAGUUCGUGGCGAGUGAGCAGACGCAGCUGGAGUUUCCUGCCUCCCUGAACUCGCACGACAGGAUGCGUGUCCACCAGCUCGCCGAGGAGCACGGGCUGAGACACAGCAGUGCCGGGGAGGGCAGGGCGAGGUACAUCACGGUGAGCAAGAGGACCCCGCCUGGCACGCCGCCUCCCACAGGCGCCGCGGGCCAAGCCCGCCCCCAGCCUGAGCCCCCUAGCCCCGCGCAGACGGAGCCCCCCGUCAGCGGGCAAAGUGGCCGGGGCCAGCUGGACCCGAGGGCACUGCGCGCUCUGGAGAGGCCGCAGCCCCUGGAGAGGCCGCCGCGGACACGGGGCGGCCAGGAGCGGCCAGCCCAGGGCUCGGGGCUGCGGAAGCUGCCGGGAAAGAAGAAGAAGAAAGAAGCGAAAGAGACACUUUCUCCCCUAGGACCUGUGGCCUCAGACCUGCCCCCCGAGGAGGACUUCGACGCCCUGGUCUCGGCAGUUGUCAAGGCCGAUAACACCUGUGGUCUUGCGAAGUGUGCGGCCAGCGUGGUGACUCUGGGCCAGCUCUGCCAGCACUGUGGCCGCCGGUACUGCCUCAGCCACCACCUGCCCGAGGUCCAUGGCUGUGGGGAGAGGGCUCGUGCCCACGCCCGGCAGAGAAUCAGCCGGGAAGGGGUCCUGUACGCCGGCAGCGGGGCCAAGGACAGGUCCCUGGACCCAGCCAAGAGGGCCCAGCUCCAGAGAAGGCUGGAUAAGAAGCUGGACGAGCUGACCAGCCAGAGGAAGAGCAGAAGGCAGGGGAAGGAGCAGUGACGGCCGGGCCUCCACACGCGCUCGUCUGAGCACGCGGUGAGCGCGGGCUGCGCUGUCCCUGGGUGCUUUCUGUUCUUGUGGCUGCCGCUGGUGACAGUGCGCGACCAAACCCACGCUUCUCCACCAGGGCUGGGUGGGGCGAGGGGCCCGUGGCAGGAAGGGUCGGCUUUUGGACCCCGGCGACAAGCCUCUCCGAGAUGGCAGACAGAGCGCCAGGGCCCAGGCAGCGCCCGUCAGCCUCCACCCCUCCACCCGGCGUGCUGUGGGCUGGGCCGGGAGCGCCGCGUCCCCUCGUCCACUUGCUCGUCCCCGCCCGGGGCCGGGUCCCAGUCCCUUCCUUCCCUCCCGGUCAAAGCCGAAAUUUCAGCAUUUGAACUUGGGGUGCUGCCGUGAGGUGCAGGAGCCCUCUCUUCCCCUGGAGCUGUGCGCGAGUGCAUCCCCGCUGUCCGGCCCGGCCAGCUUUCAGAAAACCCAUGAACAUGCCCAGAGAUGGCGUCUACGUGUGCCCGUGGCCGGCUCGCCCUGCGUUGGGCUGCGACCUCACCGAGGCUGCUUCUGUCCGUCUUCUGUUCCCUGGUAGCUGUGGAGACCCCACCCUGACGCCCCUGGCCGCUCCUGGCUCCCGGGAGGUCCGGGGUCAUGCCUGGCUGUGGUUCCCGACGGCGCCCUGGCCCGUGCCAGCCCUUCCUCGGUCUGCGGUUGGGGACAGGGGCGAUGGCUGUUCCCCGAGUCUCGGCAUCGCUGACCUGCGCAAAUGCAGAGCUCUCACAGGUGUCUCCCAUGUGCUUUGCCAACUGUUUCAUUCAAGAGAACCUCAGAUGAUGUAUUAUUUUAGCCUCAGGGUUUUGUUUCAAAGAGAGAUAAAUUAUUUAAAAAUUAAAUAAAAAAUGCGUGCACAGUGUGUCGUGUGUCUAAAA
Pteropus alecto (black flying fox) is the source of this 3966-nucleotide messenger RNA. RefSeq names its product immunoglobulin mu binding protein 2 (gene IGHMBP2). The record is from RefSeq and is a predicted model, not a curated record. The transcript has 15 exons. Gene Ontology annotation, molecular function: DNA binding; RNA binding; ATP binding. Lineage: Eukaryota; Metazoa; Chordata; Mammalia; Chiroptera; Pteropodidae. Bases 77 to 3049 code for a protein of 990 amino acids.